GUCGUGAAGUAUGUAAAUACUAAUAUUAUUAUGUUCUUCUUUAACCAGCUGUUUUAAUUAGGUAGCUAACCUGACCGGACAUCUUUUGUAUAACGUUAGCUUCAUACUGGCUAGCUUGACAGUAGCUAUCUUGUCUAUAAGGAAGUUUAUCAUUACGUUUCUAGACUAAAUCCCAACUUCUGUGACUUGCGGACAGCUGGAGACGUCGAAGAACAGCAGAGACUCCAAAGCAGCUGGAUACCUAUUGACACUGUCUUGGGAAGAUGUCAUCACCAAUAUACUACAACCAAGACAGUGUUACUCGCUUCAAGAAAAGAAAAGCUCGUUUCUCUUUCAGUGAAGUUCACAUACUAUUGGACGAAGUGAGGAAGCAUCGUAUGGUUGUUGUGGGCAAAUUCAAUCGUGGUGUGCCAACAGACAUGAAGAAGCGCACAUGGGCAGAGAUUACUGCACGGGUCAAUGAGAUUGGGGAGUGCCAACGUGAGGUUAUUGAAGUCAUCAAGAAAUGGUCCGAUCUAAAGUGUGACACCAAGCGGAAAGUUGCUGCCAUGCGUUCAGGGACAGUGCCUAACAGGGGCCUCAAUUCUCGUCUCUCCAGAGACCUUAAUCAGACUGAGAAAAUAGUGCUCCAGAUUCUGGAGAUGGACGAGGAGGACCAGAGCACAGGUGACUUUGGCCCACUGGGAGAUGACGACGAUGUGCCAGAGGAGGAAGAGGAAAUGGAAGAGGAGGAUAUUAUUGGAAUGCAGAGUUCUCCAAAUGGUGGGUUGGACAUGGUGUCUAUGCCCCCACCAACCUCCUACAGCAUGAGGGACUCUUCACAACCUGCCUUUGAUGUGCAGUAUGAAGUACCUUCGACAGAAGAUGCUGAAGCUGUGUAUGGAGACUCAGACGAUGACCAAAGGGAUGACGUGCUUCCUUCCACUCAGGCAGCAAAAUCAAUAGAGGAUCACCAAGGAAACAAUGGCAUCCAGAAACAAGGACAGCCUCAGACAUCCUCUGGACCGUCAACGUCAACAGCCACCCUUCCAACAGCAGGUCAGCCCUCGCAGAACAUGAGAGACAGCAUGCUACGUAACGCAUCGCUGAGCCUUCAAGAACAGCACGCCACCAACAUCCUGUUGGAGACGGUUUCACGCUCCCUAGAGCUUCUGUCUGAGUCAGUACAGCAGCUGGCAGAGACUCAGCAAGAGUUUGUGCGAGAGUCGCUGCAGCUCCAGAGGGAAACGGUGCAGGUACUCAGAGACUUCACAGGUGGAGCCAUUGCGCUUAUGCAUGACAAACUGAAUGGACGGCCAGCGUUAUAGCAGCAAAGUGUCAGACAGAGAUGUUAAGUUGUAUCACUGACUGCAUACAUGGCCUUCAGGUGCAGGAACCUUUUAGUUCCUUUGGACUCCACCGCUGGUUACUUUACUUUUUGAUAGUACUCAACAGAUUUUCUGUUGUCAUAUUUUAAAACUGUAUUCGUAGAAACAUUGUAUUGAUGGAAUUUCUGUCUGUGAGGUUACAUGGAAAUGAUUUGAGAAAAUAACUGAUGUUAGCCAUGAAAGAAAAUGUGGAGGGUUUUUUUUUUGUUUUUGCUACUGAAAGUGAGACUCCUACCACUUACAUUGUAAAGCAUUUUUUCACCACAUUUGAAGCCUUUACAUUCUUUUAUUGUUGACAUGCAAAGAAUGAGUCUUUGAUUUUGAAAAGUCUGUCUAAUCCGUUUGUGUGUCCAUGUAUAAGUUGUAGUUUCAUCAGUGUCUGGAGAUUAUCACAUGUACUGUAAUGGUGAGUGGAUUUCCACACCUGACCAUUAUAUGGUCUGUAUGUCUGAGAGCUCAACAAGGUGUGUUAGAUAUUUUGAAAAUACCUGUAACUGCAUAAGUUGUGAUUGUCUGAUUUUGUUUUUUACAUUGCAAACAUGAACACUUGAAUAUGAAAGUUUCAGUCAUUUCUUUAAAUAUGAAAUAAACCCCCUCCAUGCAUUUAAACACAACACAAGUCAAUUAUAGCCUUUAUCUUGAUGUAUUGGCAAUAAGUUGAUUUGACUUCACUUAAAAUAGUACAUUUCAAAUCAUCUUACAUUUGAAUAAAUUAUUUUCUUCAUUGUCUGUUUAUCCAACUGAAUUGAAUUAGAAGCCUUAAAAGAGCAGUGAUGUUUAGAACUGUAACUUGUUAUCGUUGUUCGUUAUGGAGGUUUAUGCUCAGAUUUUACUUUGGAACAUAAAUGUGGUGAGCUGUU
Molecule: messenger RNA, 2227 nt
Organism: Epinephelus moara (kelp grouper)
Lineage: Eukaryota; Metazoa; Chordata; Actinopteri; Perciformes; Serranidae
Exons: 5
Coding region: 264-1307 (347 amino acids)
Cellular component (GO): nucleus
Source: RefSeq, a predicted model, not a curated record